AUGUGCACUAAAUCCAGUGUUGACGACGGGGUCAAGCAGCUACGACCCAAACCAACCACGACAGCAAACUGGGGAGGGGGGGGGUUCAAGUCCCCUCUGGAUUGGCAGGUGCAUGGCGAAAUCGCAAGCUGUCCAAAAAUCCCCUCCCACAUCGUUACCGGCUCCACCAUCACGCUCUCCAUCACUCAACCGAAGCAAGACCCGCCAAGCUCGCUACUAUUAUGCGUCUUUCAUUCUCUAACGGUACCACCGAGCCGAGUCACAACACGCCAUAACCGCCGCGGGGCGAAUGCGGACGUCAUGCUUCAGGUCUAUCUCGUCGAUGAGAUCGUCGAGAUCCUAAUCGUCUUCGAAGAAUACUUUACACCACGCGCUAGUCAGGGUCUGCAGCACCUUGCCGACGAGAAGCUCGCCAGUGGCGGGGAUGAAGAACGGGUUGUAGUGAGGAAUCUUGAUCGUGGUGGCCAUGUUGGCUGCAGACUUCGGGAUGGGGGUGAUACGCGCUGA
Messenger RNA from Endocarpon pusillum Z07020, 507 nucleotides. RefSeq lists its product as uncharacterized. The record is from RefSeq and is a predicted model, not a curated record. The transcript has a single exon. The coding region runs from base 1 to 507 and encodes 168 amino acids. Lineage: Eukaryota; Fungi; Ascomycota; Eurotiomycetes; Verrucariales; Verrucariaceae.